This is a messenger RNA of Saccoglossus kowalevskii, 1555 nucleotides long. RefSeq names its product L-aminoadipate-semialdehyde dehydrogenase-phosphopantetheinyl transferase-like. Gene Ontology annotation, molecular function: magnesium ion binding; holo-[acyl-carrier-protein] synthase activity. The record is from RefSeq and is a predicted model, not a curated record. Gene Ontology annotation, cellular component: cytosol. Lineage: Eukaryota; Metazoa; Hemichordata; Enteropneusta; Harrimaniidae.
CUCCGUGUGAGAAUUUUACUUCCGGGUUCGUGUCCCGAAAGCUGUGAGGGAGCAAAUUUUGAAUUACUUACUUAUGUGAUUUAACUGAAAAUGUUGAAGUAAACAUUGUAUUCUAGAUAGCCUGUGUCAACAUUGAUGAUUCACGCUGGCUGACGAUCUAGCACUACAUCAUGUUCUCUAGUGAAUUAUAAGAACUAUAUACAGUUUUGUACAUUCACAAUGGAGAGUGUUCGUUUGGCGUUCAAGUUCGGUUGUUGGAAACCGUCAAGAUCUGAAUGGUUGUUAGCGGCACAGUGCAUCCAGUCAGAAGAAAAGGAAAGAAUUGGUAAAUUUGUUUUUACAAAAGAUGGCAAAGCAGCAAUGGCAGGCAGGUUAUUGCUACGAAAAGUUGUGAGCGACACCUUACAGAUUCCGUGGAAUGAGGUCAAAUUAGCCAGAACUGAUAAAGGAAAACCAUUCCUUUUAAACACAGUUCCAAAACACUUGCCAAAUUUCAAUUUCAAUGUCUCCCAUCAAGGUGACUAUUCUGUGAUUGCAGCGGAACCCGCACUACAGGUUGGGGUAGAUGUAAUGAAAGUAGAACAGCCAAAUCGGACAAAUGUGCCUGAUUUCUUCCAUACCAUGAGAAAACAGUUUACUGAACACGAGUGGAAAACCAUUAAGAGACCAAGAACUGAAUGGAAACAACUUGAAAUGUUUUACAGGCAUUGGUGUCUGAAGGAAAGCUACAUUAAGGCCAUUGGGAUUGGGUUGGGAUAUGACCUACUGAGGUUAGAAUUUCACCUUCAAACCGAAGAACUUGGGGUAAAUGUGACCAGUCAUGAUACUGCUGUGUACGUAGAUGGUGCAUUCGACCACAAUUGGCAUUUCCAAGAGACCAAGCUUGAUGACAAGCAUUGCGUUGCCGUGGCGUUACAGAAUACACUGUCGCCAUGUAAGGAUAACCAUCAGGAUGCAUCAACAGGAAGUGACAUCACAGAAGACACACCACCUCAAUUCAGAGUUCUGGACUUUACUCAGUUGAUUUCAACAGCGAAACCACUUCUUGAAGAAGAUGACGCUUAUUGGCAAGCUUUUGAUAAAAAGAUUGAAAGAUAUAUACCAAAGGAUACAACGUAAUUCUACAUGGAGACAUUGAUAACAGGAAUGCUGCAGCACAACAGUACUGCAGGAAGUGAUUUGGAAGAAAAGAAAAUCAUCAACGGUUGAGCCUCAAUCUGUUCAUGGCUGGGUGUUGAUUUGAUUUAUAAACUUAUUUGACAACCAUAUAUAUUUAUAUUUCAUUCACUUCUAUAAAAUAUGUCAAGAUCUGCACCGACCAGCACCAAAUAUGCAGCGGACAUUCCAAUUUCAUGUGAACAUACAAUGUAUUUUAUAUGUAUUGAAUGGGUAUUAUCCAUCAUCGUGACUAUAGCAUGUUGUGAACUGAAAAGAUAGUUACUGUAUUUUUCUAGUCAACAUCCAUACUACCAAAGAAAGUAGGCGCUGAUCAUUUUUUAUUAAUUUCAUCAUUCUCACUCAAUACAGUACGUAUUAGACAUAGCCACGGUAAACA